GUAACGUAAACAAUUUGCCAGUGAAGUUAGCAGCAACGAACUGAGCUAAAACAAAUUGCUUUUUUAAAACCGUUUUUUGACUAGCUGUUAUCCAGCCCUCGGGAUGUGAAGACCAUGGCAACAAUUAGUCGCAAAUCUUCGAAAGUUUCCGUAAGCGGAGCAUCAUGUGGACCAGAAGAAAGUCCGUCUUCAACUCCUGUUCGCUGAGCUGAAAAAUGGGCGCAAGCGCUUCACUCUGUAGCGACACAUCUUCAGUGAGAAUCCUGAGGCCCAAAGCUAAGGUCUGCCCAGAACUCACUGUUCCUGCACAUGUUCCAGUUCCCAAAGUACCACCAGGGUGUGUAUUCGGUGUUACGUUGGAAAAAUUAAAAGAUGAUGGGCAGAUGGUCUUUGGGAUACCUCUUGUCUUAAGAGACAUGGUGGAAUUCUUGGAUAAGAAUGGACUGCACCACAGGGGUCUGUUUCGUUUGUGUGGGUCUGUGGCACGAACCAGGCAGCUGAGGCAGCAAUGGGACCAGGGAGAGAGAGUGGAUCUGGAACAAGAGGGGGACAUCCCCACUGUAGCCUCUCUACUCAAGCUCUUCCUGCGGGAAUUGCCUACUCCUUUAGUUCCUGAGCCGCAACUCAAACAGCUCGUUCUGAGCCUAACUGGACAUGCACUGGAGCCAGAACUGAACCAAAGACUGAGAGAAAACCUUUGCCUCCUGCCUGAUUCCAACCUCCAUAUUCUGUCUUACCUCAUCCAGUUUCUGUCCAGAGUGGCCUCUCAGAGUCAGUCCAACCACAUGCCUGUGGAAAAUAUAGCUACUAUCUUUGGACCUUGUAUAUUUCGCGUUCCAACAGGGCCCAGGAUGCUGGAGGAGCAGAGUGUAUGUAACGUCCUACUGCUCCACCUUCUCAGAUAUCGGGCAGUUCUCCUUCCAGUCAUAGAAGAGGUCUUAAUGACUCCAUCUGCUGCUUCUUCCUCACCUCCUCCUCCUACUCUCUCUGCUCUUUCACAGUUUGAGGUCCAACCCAACAGCUAUGGGUCAGAGCGGAACAGCAUGGGAAGGUUGGAAGAAGAGAUCGCUUCAAUUUCUGGGAACUUCGCUUCUGAACUAACUCUGCAGAUGCAAUUACAUCUCUACAGUUGUGACACACUGGUGCAGGCUUGUGAAACCAGCUCUGACGUCAACACUGACAUUCAAGCGGUGACUGCAAACCAGGAGGUUCUGCAGGAAACAGGCAGCGUGCUCUCCAGCCACACUGACCUGGUGCCGGAGCAACAGUCACAGAAUGAACAGUUUCAAAGCAUGCAGGGGGAACCUUUUGAAACAGAGCCUACCAUGCACUGGGUAUCUUUGCAGAGACCCCAACCCAACACUGGAUCAAUGCUGAAACAGUGGGAAGAAGUAGAGAAGGAGUCUUCAUCUGUUAAAGACAACUCUUCUUCGGUUUCCGCCAGCACAGGACAGAUUUCACCUAAUCCAGAUUGCUGCAUAUCGAAUGAGUCACCAGGCCACAUCCACACACAGAGUCAGCUCACAGAGAGCCUACUGUGCUGCAUAAAGUACAAGACCAAAGAUGAAGUGACGGUGUCCCAGUGGAAGAGGAGCAAAGGAGGAGGAGAAAGAUGCCGUGAUUCCUCUGACACACAUAAUGAUUGCAGAGGCACAAACAGCAGCUAUGACAGUCCUUCCCUCAAGCUCCAAGCCCUGGAGGCUGAAUCAAGACACUCAUCAGACUCAUUAGACCCCCGAGCUCAGGAUGACACACCUGCUCGGCAGCAGCCUUCUCCCUCUGAGGGACAUCAUUUGAUCCAAACACUGGCUUUGUCAUCAUCUCAGCAUCAGCACACAGUUGACUCAUCACAAGCAGAGUCCAGCGCCGUUCUGUCCACUGCCUCAAGUUCAGAAGGACUUUCGGGAGAAGACAGCUUGCCAAGCCUACCGCUCCCUUACUCCAGCCUGCUGUUGUCUCGUUUCACCCCUGGUGAUUGUCCUGUUCCCUCGCCGCGCUGUCCAAGCCUCAGUCACAGCCUACGCUACAACCUCGACCCUGAUACAGCCCCGUCACCGCCCUGCUCGCAGCACAUACGCAUGGCUCGCUGUAGUGUUCCUCCAGGUCAAAUAGAAAGUUCUGUGUCCGUCUCAACGCUCAACAGACACAUUCACACUCUCAGGAAGAAGAUCAGGCGAUUUGAGGAACAUUUUGAACAAGACAGACACUACAAGCCUGCCCACAAUGACAAGGCUUCUCAUCCAGAAGUGGCCAAACUGAUGAAGGAGCUCAUCAGGAGCCGCAAGCAGCUGAAAGAAAUGAAUCUGAAACAGUCAGAAGAGUCGGGAAUGAAGGAACUCAGAGGUUUCAGUCCCACGGGUGAAAACUGGAGGACUGAUAUAGACCUGUGCGAGUCAGGGCCAACAGGAACUGAGCUUCAGCCAAUCAACAAUAACAGCAACAACAAACCAAAUGUGGAGGAAACGGUCAACCUGAUAACCAACCGACUGAGGGAACGGAGGAGUGAGCUGGGUUUGCCUGACAACAUUAAGGAGAUGUCCCAUUUCCAGUUGAGCAUGGAGAAAACCUGCAUGCAGAAGUGUUUGCUGUACUUUGAGGGUCUGCAUGGACGCCCAACCACCAGGCAGGAACGGACUCCGAUGAAACCAUUCUAUGAGCGGUACCGCCUGCUCAAGCAGCUGCUUUCUUCUGCUUCCACAGCAGCCAUUACAACCAUUGAGGAAGAGGAGGGUUCUGAUGAAGAGCACUUUAAACAGCAUAGUCCCAGACAGCAGCCACUUCAAUUAAAAACACCCAGGUGGAUGUCUUCAGAAGAGUCCCAGUUUCCAUCCUCUGUGGAAAAGCCAGAAACGCCUCUGGUGUCGCCGCUGGAUGAGGGGAAGACUUUCCAGACACAAAUCAUCACAAUGACAACACUACAUGAAGCAUCCAGACAAGAAUUACUGGAUCAUCUCCGGAUGGUUCGAUUAGAGAAACGAAGACUUCACCAAACCCUCCAGGAGUUUGAAGACCGUUUUUACGCACAGACUGGCAGGGCCUGUCAGAAAGAGGACCGUGGACCAAUGGCGGAGGAGUACUGCCAGUACAAGAACCUCAAGGCGAAGCUCCGUCUACUGGAGGCUCUGCUCAGUAAACAAGACUCAACUAAAGCAAGUUGAGUCAUCACAGUGGGACUUUUUUUGUUUUAUUUAACAAUACAACUCGAUCGUUUUUUUGGAAAUAAAAAAAAAGUUUGAUGCUGA
This is a messenger RNA of Girardinichthys multiradiatus, 3242 nucleotides long. Its product is annotated as protein FAM13A-like. Lineage: Eukaryota; Metazoa; Chordata; Actinopteri; Cyprinodontiformes; Goodeidae. Bases 216 to 3158 code for a protein of 980 amino acids. The transcript is spliced from 21 exons. The record is from RefSeq and is a predicted model, not a curated record. Gene Ontology annotation, biological process: signal transduction.